AUGGACGCCGCGUCGGACGUCCAUCGCGGCGGGCUCGACGACUCGCACGCGUGCCCGAUAUGCCGCGAGACGUUCUCGGACGCGUUCAACACCAUGUGCGGGCACACGUUCUGCUACGCGUGCAUCGUGGAGCAUCUCGCGCGCGCCCACGCGUGCCCGUGCUGCGCGCAGCCGCUCACGGCGGAGUCGCUGUUCCCGAAUCUCGCGCUGGAUAAGCUCCUGAAGCAGCUCUCGAGGAGCGGGCAGCUGCCGGGGAGCCCGCGAUGCCCCGCGCGACGCACGAAGGAGAUCGCGGAGAGCAUCAACAGCCUCCCGCUGGAGGAGCUCACGCCGUUGCUCCGGUCGAUCGCGGACAAGCACGACCGGCUCGUGAAGCACGACAAGCGCGUCAGCGUCGGCGCGCUCAGGGAUUUCCUCGCGCUGUCGUGGAAGCGGAAAAACGACGCGAUUCGCGACCUCGAGCGCGAGGUCGGGAGGAUCGACGUGGACGUGAACUGGAUCGAGCGGCAGAUCGACGAGCUCGGCGGGAGCCACGCGCUGCGGGCGCUCGUCGAGGAGAGGGCGGCGGCGACGGCGGCGGCGGCGGCGCGCGCGGCGUCCCCGAACGGCGGCGGCGGCGGCGGCGGCGGCGGCGGCGCGUCGGCGGCGACCGCCGCGGCCGGCCGCGAACCCGGCGAGGAUCCGCCGCCUUCCCCUCAUCAGCCGUCGCGCGCGCGCGCGAGCGCGGCCGCGAGCAUGUCGCUCGCGUCCGUGGACUUGUCCGAGACGAAACGCGCGAGGGUGCUCGCGAACUUCGCGAACCUUCAGGAUCUGUACUCGAAGAUACGAUGCGGCGGUUUCGGCGGUUUAGGCGGCGGGCGGAGGAAGAGCUCGGAGCCGAGCGCGGCGGCGGCGCGCGGUGACCUCGACGAGUUCGCGAAUCUGAUGCGGUCGCUGACCAAGUACGAGCGCGCGCGCGUCGCCGGGGAGGUGCGACACGGCGAGCGGAACGCGCGCCUCGGCGCGGGCGCGUCCUCGAUCGUGUCGUCCAUCGAGUUCGAUCGCGACUACGCGAACUUCGCCACGGGGGGCGUGUCGAAAAAAGUGCACGUGUUCAGCUUCGCGGAGGCGUGCGGCGGCGUCGACGGCGACCGCGCCGCGUCGGACGUCGACGCUCCCGGGCCGAUACAAACGCUCGACGCGAAGAGCAAGCUGUCGUGUCUGUCGUACAACAAGCACGUCGCGAACCACCUCGCGAGCUCGGACUACGAGGGCGUCGUCACCGUGUGGGACGUCGAAGCCGGCGUCGCGGUGGCGGAGUUCGAGGAGCACGACAAGAGAGCGUGGACGGUGGAUUACUGCCGCGUCGACCCGCGCAUUCUCGCGAGCGGCAGCGACGACGGCCUCGUGAAGAUCUGGUCCACGGCGCAGCGCGGCAGCGUGCUCGAGAUCGACGUGCGCGCGAACGUGUGCUGCGUGCAGUACGGCCCGCUGAGCGCGCAUCAGCUCGCGGUCGGGAGCGCGGACCACCGCGUGCACGUGUUCGAUCUGAGAAACCCGAGCGAGGCGAUCGCGACGCUGCGCGCGCAUCGGAAGGCGGUGUCGUACGUCAGGUUCUUACCCACCGGCGACGAGAUGGUGUCCGCGUCCACGGACAGCACGCUGUGCGUGUGGGACGUCAAGGGGAACGUCGCGGCCGGUUAUGGGAUUCUUUCUUCGGCGCCGGCGGCGACGCUGGAGGGGCACGUCAACGAGAAGAACUUCGUCGGGCUGUCCGUCGGCGCCGGCGAGCUCAUCGCGUGCGGGAGCGAGACGAACGAGGCGUACGUGUACCACAAGUCGUUCAAUCGGCCGAUCUUGACGUACGACUUCGCGGAGAAGACGGAGCGGCGCGGCGGCGGCGGCGGCGGCGGCGGCGGCGGCGACUCCGGCCCGCUGUUCGUGUCCGCGACGUGCUGGCGAGGGGACGAGCCCGUGCUCCUCGCGGCCAACUCCACCGGCAGCAUCAAGGUGCUGCAACUCGUGGAGUGAGGUCGACGUCUUCGUCUUCGUCUUCGUCUUCGUUCGCGCGACUACUGUACGACUGCUGUUAAAAGAAAAAGAAUAGCGCGCGCGCCGUCGACGACGAGCUAGAUGCGCGACGCGCGCGAAGAAUGUGGAAGACUACCGUACCGUGCGCUCGAGAGGAACUCUUCUCCGUCUCUCUCUCGCUCAUCGACUACUCGGCGCCUCGUCCGGUCGCCGCAUCCGGAAUUUCCUCCGCAAGUCCCUGACCACGGUGCUCUCCUCGAUCCACCGCAACCCGCCGCCCC
This is a messenger RNA of Micromonas pusilla CCMP1545, 2291 nucleotides long. RefSeq lists its product as uncharacterized. NCBI's taxonomy places the organism in Eukaryota, Viridiplantae, Chlorophyta, Mamiellophyceae, Mamiellales, Mamiellaceae. The record is from RefSeq and is a predicted model, not a curated record. Gene Ontology annotation, molecular function: ubiquitin protein ligase activity; protein binding. The coding region runs from base 1 to 2010 and encodes 669 amino acids. Gene Ontology annotation, biological process: proteasome-mediated ubiquitin-dependent protein catabolic process. The transcript has 6 exons.